UAAAGGAUGAAUGAGCUGCUCAUUAGGCAUCAUUAAAUUAUCUAGCAGUUGGCUCAAACUCCCUCUGUUCUCCCAAUUCCCCUAUCCAACCAAUCCCCAGCUAUCUAUAAAUCGAUUCUUUCUUCCGUUGAUGACAAAAGUAUACCCGAAUGCCAACGCCGCGUCUGGGAAUGGUGCUGCAGCUCCAAAGCUGGCCUUCCCGGCCGAUCAUGACAAUUCAUCAACUGUUGUCCUCACCGUUUGGAAAAAAUCGCUGCUUUUCAAUUGCGACGGUUUCACUGUGUUUGAUAACCAAGGUAACCUCGUCUAUCGCGUCGACAAUUACAACGCCGGCACCAAGGCGGAGAUUGUACUCAUGGAUGCUUCUGGAAACUCUCUCCUCACUAUCCGCCGAAAGAGGAUAAGCCUGGCGGACAGCUGGUUGGUGUUCGAAGGAGAGACGGCCGUCAAUCCGCUGUUUUCAGUGAAGAAGAAUGUCAACCUUUUUAACACCAAGUCCUUGGCGCAGGUGUAUGAGCACAGAAAAGCUUUAUCUUCAACAACGUCGCCAAAGAAGAACAACGUGGUUUACGAGAUUGAAGGAUCCUAUACGCAGCGUUGCUGUACUGUUUACGACCACAAGCGACGGCCGGUGGCUCAGAUCAAGCGUAAGGAGGAGGCUGUAAGAGGGGUAGCGUUCGGGAUCGACGUCUUCCGUCUCAUUGUACAACCUGAAGAAAUUCAUCCCUCCAUGGCCAUGGUCCUUGUUAUCCUUCUUGACCAGAUGUUCGGAUCUCAUUAUUCCAUUACCAAGCGAUUUUCUACUUGUUGAAAUUCAAGAAUCCCAAUAAAAGGCGGCUCAACCAGUACGCAACAUAACUUGUCGUCGGGAAGUUGCUUCAGCGGAAAAUCCUCCGCUUUGCGUAUAUAAAAUUCUUCUGCAAAUUUCGCCUACAUGACUCGUUACCUGUUACCUUAUUAUCUUUUUCCUUUUUUGUUUCUGUUUUGUGCUUAUUUGCUCCACAGCUAGCUAGUCUUUUCCUUUUAAAUAAAAGACUAAGCUAAGAGUGGGAAUUGUAAAUCUUAUUGUAAAGCACAUACAAGGACAAAUAUCUACAUCGAAUACUAGGAAACAUUAAAGCCGCCACUCCUUAAAUCUAAGCACCCUCCACUGUGAAUUUCUUCUUCCUCUCAAAACUCAUUUGAGUAUAGGCGAGAACAGAAGGGAUUUUUAUCUAGCUAUACUAUAAUAGAAAUAUAUUUACUAUCUUUA
Messenger RNA from Nicotiana attenuata, 1252 nucleotides. Its product is annotated as protein LURP-one-related 8. The transcript is spliced from 2 exons. The record is from RefSeq and is a predicted model, not a curated record. NCBI's taxonomy places the organism in Eukaryota, Viridiplantae, Streptophyta, Magnoliopsida, Solanales, Solanaceae. Bases 11 to 811 code for a protein of 266 amino acids.